CUCGGAAGCUGUCCUGCGUCAGGGCGGAUGGAUAUACUACCCAGGGUUGUUUCCUGACUUCCUUUUUCACUGUGGCCGCCAUAACGUGUGGAGUGUGGUUCCCGGCGAGCCGAAAAUAACGACCGAAAAUGGCCUGUGCCCGACCCCUGAUAUCGGUUUAUUCCGAUAAAGGAGAAUCUUCAGGCAAGAAUGUUGUCAUGCCUGCGGUGUUUAGAGCUCCAAUUCGUCCUGAUGUUGUGAAUUUUGUGCAUACAAAUAUGCGUAAAAACAACCGUCAGCCUUAUGCAGUCAGCGAACUGGCAGGUCAUCAGACCAGUGCGGAGUCAUGGGGUACAGGAAGAGCUGUGGCUCGUAUACCUCGUGUGAGAGGUGGUGGUACCCAUCGCUCUGGUCAAGGAGCGUUUGGAAAUAUGUGCCGUGGAGGUCGUAUGUUUGCUCCCACGAAGACCUGGCGUCGCUGGCACCGCAGGAUCAACACAACCCAGAAACGCUAUGCCAUCUGUUCUGCUUUGGCUGCCUCUGCGUUGCCCUCUCUUGUGAUGUCCAAAGGACACCGCAUUGAGGAAAUCCCUGAAGUUCCACUUGUGGUUGAAGACAAAGUUGAGAGCUACAAAAGGACUAAAGAGGCUGUGCUUCUGCUGAAGAAGCUUAAAGCAUAUGAUAUCAAAAAGGUUUAUGCCUCACAGCGUAUGCGUGCUGGUAAGGGUAAGAUGAGGAAUCGUAGACGGAUCCAGCGCAGAGGGCCAUGCAUCAUCUACAACCAAGAUGCAGGUGUGACUAAAGCCUUCAGAAAUAUCCCAGGUGGGUUUGUUCAUUAGUGUCACAGCCCCUGC
This is a messenger RNA of Thalassophryne amazonica, 833 nucleotides long. Its product is annotated as 60S ribosomal protein L4-A-like. Gene Ontology annotation, molecular function: RNA binding; structural constituent of ribosome. Gene Ontology annotation, cellular component: ribosome; cytosolic large ribosomal subunit. The record is from RefSeq and is a predicted model, not a curated record. NCBI's taxonomy places the organism in Eukaryota, Metazoa, Chordata, Actinopteri, Batrachoidiformes, Batrachoididae. Gene Ontology annotation, biological process: translation.